This is a messenger RNA of Musa acuminata AAA Group (dessert banana), 853 nucleotides long. RefSeq lists its product as uncharacterized. Lineage: Eukaryota; Viridiplantae; Streptophyta; Magnoliopsida; Zingiberales; Musaceae. Gene Ontology annotation, cellular component: ribosome. The transcript is spliced from 2 exons. Gene Ontology annotation, biological process: translation. The record is from RefSeq and is a predicted model, not a curated record. The coding region runs from base 149 to 493 and encodes 114 amino acids. Gene Ontology annotation, molecular function: structural constituent of ribosome; 5S rRNA binding.
CUUAAAAGCCACCCCUUCGGCGUCGGCCUCACUCCACGCGCAGGUUUUCCCUAAUUUCCCACGCCUCGACUUCCCUGCCGGCGCCGCCGACCGCUACUUCCGCUCCUGUCCCUCCGCCCGAUUUCUUUCGUUAUCAGCUACUACAAUUAUGGUUAUUCCUCCUCCAGUUAGGCCACCAAGGAUCAUCAUGUACCUUAAGCCAUAUGUGCUCAGGAUGCAUUUCUCUAACAAAUAUGUCAGCACCCAGGUCGUCCACACCCCUACGGCUACUGUUGCUGCCUCAGCAAGCUCAAAGGAAAAGUUGCUGAGGCCAGUCAUGGAGUCCACACGAGAUGUUGCAGCAGCUAGCAAGAUUGGGAAGAUUCUUGGCGAGCGUCUGCUACUUAAGGGUAUCCCUGCUGUUUCUGUGUUCUUGAAGAGGGAACAGAAAUACCAUGGAAAGGUCAAGGCUAUCAUAGAUUCCGUCCGAGAUGCUGGUGUGAAGCUGCUUUGAUGUCUAUUCCUGAGUAUAUCCCAGGAGCAUUUCUGCUUUAUGAUGCUACUUUCCAUCGAGGCAUUGCACUGGAACAGUCUGCCAUGAGAUUUGUCAUUAAUUGCAAUUGCUCUUCUGAAGAUGGGGAUGAAAAUGAACUAGAGCGAUUUUAUGAACAUGAGUAGUUCAUUAGCUCACUUGGAAAUGAUUCUCUUUAGAGCUGGACUGCUAAGAACAAUGUGUUCUUUAACUAGUUCCUGAGUUGCAUAUCAAUAAUCCGCAGAUGUCACUUUUUUGGAUCCAGUUGUUGGUGACAGGUAUCAGAUGUCACUGUAAAAUAACAAAGUAUUUAAAAGUUAUCCUGUCAUUUGGUUUUUGAUA